GACAGAUAUAUGUCUUUUCAUUUGAUUAUAGGUAUGAGCAGUCCUUCAGCUCCAUCUACUGGACACCUGUAGAUAUUCCCUGGUGUUAGUUAUUUGUUUAAUAAAGUUAGCUAUUGACCUUUGAUGUCAUAACUCCAGGUCACAGGAAGUAGGUGUUUCCAGCCUGUGCAGUUUAUCUCACGUGCUUUCAGCUUUCUCCAUGCUAAACAGGCCCUAUGCAGCAUUGUUGUUUUACCCUUUCAUCUUCAAAUACUCAUUAAACAAGUUAACAACUUACACAGUGUGGUGUUUUGAAGAAGGGUUAUCUGCCUGUCAAUCUUACUUCAGACAGUGAGCAGGACAGAACAGUAGACAACGCCACGCAUAGCUGAUGCAAUACAGCACAGUAAAACAACAGCCGGUAUCAAGAGGCCCACACGCAGAGUGGAUUAGCAAGUACCACAGAGAUACAGUACAGCUUCAGUUAACAUAGUACCACGUGCUAACUCUUAUCAAGAUUAGACAGCAAGAUGUCUGAACGAUCAAUCAAGAACAGAUCUAGGGUGUCACAUUCAUCCAGACUCUCAAACCGCUCCCAGGUAUCUGACGCUGCGCUUUUCCGCGCAGAAGCUGCCGCUGCACUAGCUCAACUCACAUUUACUGGGAAGGAAACAGAGCUAAAAUUAGAGAAGACACGCUUAGAAGCUUCAAUAGAGAUUCUUAACUUACAUAAGACCGUGGCAAUCGCAAAUGCCAAAGCAGAUGCAUUAGAUGCAGCUCUUGACACUACAGAACAAGCAAGUCAGAAAUUCACUAUGCAGCCUGAUGUAAAACCAGAAACUGCUAUGCAACGUACCAAAGAAUAUGUGCUGGAACAUUCACAGGAGUACAGUCCAUCAAUGCCAAGCCUAGAAAAGCUUAGUGAGUACAGAGACAGUGAUGUUAUCCCAUCAUUUGAGCAAAAUCAUAGUAUACCUCUCCAGAACAUUCCCUUACAAUGUGACUACAUCUCACCACCAGAUGGUGCUCUGUUACAAGAACAAAAGGAUUUCAAACAAUUGUAUCCUGUUAAUGUGAAAACUCCUGCAGCCCGAGACUAUAAUGACAUUCAGUGGACUUCACCUGUUACUAAUAAAUACAGCUAUCCUCCUGUUACACGGCCAGGGGUUCCUGAUAGAGACAGUCAUUCUCCAGAGGGAUCAUACCAGCACACACCAAAUGUGAAGCCAGCGCUCCCUAUUAAGCCUGAUUCAAACCAACUUAGUGAGAUUUAUGGCGCGCAGAGAAAUGAUAACAUCAGGUCUUGUUCAGUUUGAUGACAAACCAGAAAACUACAGGGCUUGGAAGGCGUCAUUUAAAAAUGCUAUAGAAGACCUUCAUCUUUCAUACAAAGAAGAAACAGAUCUCCUAGUGAAGUGGCUAGGUCCAGAGUCCAGCAGACAAGUAAAAGGCAUUCGGGCAGUAUAUGUCAAUGAUUCUUGUAAAGGACUACAGAUGUCAUGGCAAAGGUUGAACGAAGAUUAUGGAGCUCCAGAGAAGAUAGAAAAAUCCCUGUGGGACAGGAUUGACAACUUUGGGAAUAUCUUUGAAAGAGAUUGCAGCAAGAAACUUAGAGAAUUCAAUGAUCUGGUAAUAGAACUGUUGGCAGCAAAAAAUGAAGGAUGCUUUCUAGGACUAGGUAAUCUUGAUUCCGCCAGAGGAAUAGAAGACCUUGUAAAAAAGCUGCCAGAUUCUCUAAAAAGGAAAUGGGCAUCCCAUGGGACCAAGUACAAGGAAAUACAUAAUGUACUAUUCCCGCCAUUCUCUUAUUUCGUGCAAUUUAUCUCUCAACAAGCAAAGAUGUACAAUGACCCAGGUUUUGCUCAGACGUUCCAGACCUUUGGUGACAACAAGCCAGAGAAAUACCGCUACAAGAACACCCCUCAGAGAAGCUCCAUCAGGGUGCACAAGACCGAAGUAUCUCAAGCUACAGGAAACUCUUCUGCUUUCACUGAUGCUAAGACCAUGGACAUAACAAAAGGAUGUCCGAUUCAUCACAAACCUCAUCCUCUGUACAAAUGCCGAGGCUUCAGAAGUAAGUCCCUUGAUGAGAGAAAGACUUUCUUAAAACAAAACGAUAUUUGUUACCGUUGCUGUGCCUCCAAUGCACACCUUGCGAAAGACUGUGACAAACCAGUUAGCUGCACGGAGUGCAACAGUGACAGACACGUGUCUGCUCUUCAUCCUGGUCCUGCACCAUGGUCAGUCAGGCCGCCAGAAGGGAGUGAUCAUGGCGGGGAGGGAAAGGACAACGGUGCAGAGGCUACAGUAACUACAACAUGUACCGAAGUGUGUGGAGGAGAUCUUCGAGACAGAUCGUGCUCUAAAAUCUGUCUAGUCAGUGUCUAUCCUACAGGACAAAAGAACAGAGCAAUCAAACUUUAUGCUAUUCUAGAUGACCAAAGUAAUAGGUCCCUGGUCAGGUCAGAGUUCUUUGAAAUCUUCGGGUCAAAAGGCCAGCAGUUUCCAUAUUCUCUCAGAACCUGUGCAGGGGUGAUUAACACUUCAGGAAGGAGAGCGCAAGGGUUUGAACUACAGUCUCUUGAUGGCAAAACCACAAUCUCAUUACCCACACUCAUUGAAUGUAAUGAGAUACCGAACGACCGGACGGAGAUCCCAACCCCUGAGGUGGCUCUUCAUCACAAACAUCUAAAGUCACUUGCUAGUGAGAUACCCAAACUUGAUCCAUCAGCAUCUAUCCUUAUGCUGUUAGGAAGAGACAUAAUUAGGGUCCAUAAAGUGAGGCAACAGAUCAACGGACCACAUAACGCUCCUUAUGCACACAGAUUAGAUACAGGAUGGGUCAUAGUGGGCAAUGUAUGCCUGAAAGGAGUCCAUAGACCAGACUUAGUACACUGUCUUUACACCAGAACCUCAGAAGAGAGCUGCAGAUCCCUCUUUCCACCUUGUCCAUACUUCUACAAUGUGAGGGAAAACUAUGACAUGAAUGUAUGUGUAACCAUGCAAUCCUCAGUGUCUAUGUACAAAUCCUCUUGCAAAGAGUUUGAGGAUCAUGUAAGCCACAGUAUCUUUCAGAGAACAACAGAAGAUGAGACGUUUGCUCCUUCUCUGGAAGAUCUUGCCUUUAUGAAAACAAUGAACGAGGGUUUCUACAGAGCAGAAGACAGUAGUUGGGUAGCUCCUUUACCCUUCAAACCACAAAGAAAGCAGCUACCAAAUAACAAAGAACAAGUCUUGCAACGUUUCAGGUCCUUACAGAGGUCUUUUAAAGUAAAACCUGAGAUGAGACAGCAUUUCUUUGCAUUUAUGGGAAAGGUUGUGGGGUAUCCCUGAAUGACAUUCUGUUGAAAGGCCCAGACCUAAAUAAUAACCUCCUUGGUGUGUUGUUAUGCUUUCGCAAGGACACCAUUGCAUUCAUGGCUGAUAUCCAACAGAUGUUCCACUGUUUUCUAGUUAGACCUGAAGACAGAAAUUACUUAAGGUUCUUCUGGCACAAAGACAACGACCCUGCACAAGACAUCAUAGAAUGGAGAAUGAAAGUACAUAUCUUUGGUAACAAACCUUCUCCAGCAGUGGCCAUAUAUGGUCUUAAACAAGCAGCUUGUCAGGAAGAAAAGGAGUUUGGUACAGACGCUAAAAGAUUUGUGAAAAAAGACUUUUACGUGGAUGAUGGUCUGAAGUCAGUACCCACUGCAGCUGAAGCCAUUGACCUCUUGAACAGAACCAGGAAAAUGCUAGCAUGUUCAAAUCUCCGCUUACAUAAGAUAGCAUCAAAUAGCAGUGAUGUAAUGGCUGCUUUUCCUUCUGAAGAUCACGCAACAGACUUAAAAGAUCUCAAUUUCAAUGAUGAUGAUUUACCCAUGCAAAGAAGCUUAGGCAUCUGCUGGGAUCUUAAAAGCGAUUCCCUGACAUUCCAGGUGUCAUCAGAGAAAAGACCCUUCACACGAAGAGGAGUCCUCUCUACAAUAAACAGUUUGUAUGACCCUUUGGGGAUAGCUGCACCAGUAACCAUUCAAGGGAAAGCUCUUCUUCGUGAUCUCACCUCGGAGACUCAAGAUUGGGAUGCACCCCUACCUGAAGGUAAGAGACUGUCAUGGGAAGAUUGGAAAGAGUCCCUUCACCAGUUGAAGCACAUACAGGUAACUAGACCCUAUGUAUCCGUUUCUUGUUCAAAUGCCAAAUACAAAGAACUUUGUGUGUUUUCAGAUGCCUCCACGCAAGCAAUUGCAGCAGUGGCCUACUUAAAGGCGAUAGAUUCUGAAAGUCAGGUCCACAUAGGUUUUGUGCUAGGAAAAGCUAAAUUAGCUCCAUGUCCGGAACUUACAGUCCUACGACUUGAACUCUGUGCAGCAGUCCUCGCAGUAGAUAUAGCUGAAUUCAUAACAAAAGAAAUCGACACAAAUAUAGACUCUGUCAGCUACUUCACAGACAGCAGAAUAGUUUUAGGCUACAUUUGCAAUGAAAAAAGAAGAUUUUAUGUCUUUGUUAGCAACAGAGUUCAGCGAAUAAGAAGAUCCUCUCUCCCUGAACAAUGGCACUAUGUGUCAACAGAGAGCAAUCCAGCUGAUCUGGCCACAAGAUCUGUAUCAGCAGCACACCUGAAAGAUACUAUGUGGUUCACAGGUCCACCCUUCUUGAGUCAUUCUCACCACUCCACUUGAAACUAGAGACUGAAACCUUUACAUUAGUGGAUCCGGCUCAAGAUACAGAGAUUCGUCCACAAGUUACAACCUUGAGUACAACAUCCAAAGAUAAAGAACUAGGGUCUGAACGUUUUUGCAGGUUCUCUAGCUGGAAUACUUUGACUAGAGCAUUAGCACGCCUCAUUCAUGUAGCUCAUCUGUUCAAACAAAAAGGAGACAGCCAACUUGAUCAUUGUAAGGGCUGGCACCUUUGCAGAGAACUAAACUUGGUGCAUGACUUUAAGAAAGCUAGAUCAGUCAUCAUACAGUAUGUUCAAAAAGAGACUUUUGCAAAAGAAAUACAGAGCAUUGUAGAAAAGGAAGGCAUGCCAAAUGAUAGUCCUCUCAGAGCAUUGGACCCUUUCAUAGAUGAAAAUAGACUACUGAGAGUAGGUGGUCGCUUGAGAAAUGCAGACCUAGGACCAGAGGAGAGAAAUCCAAUUAUUGUGCCUGGUCAUCACUACAUAGCUACCCUCAUUGCUCAUCACUAUCACAUCCAGUCAACAAACCAAGAGGAAUGAAUGGCCUAUGGGUGGUGUAACAAAGACUUUCCCUGAUAAAGAUGGCAAAGUUCGCAAAGUGGAAAUAAAGAUUGCCAGAGAUGGGAGUUCUACAUUAUUCUUCAGACCAGUGACAGAGCUCAUCCUUCUUCUUCAGUCUGAAGACCCUGCUCCCUGAUUGGACUAGAAUGAUUGUGGUGAUCUUACAGACACCAGGCGGGGAGUGUGCUGUCAGGACAGAUAUAUGUCUUUUCAUUUGAUUAUAGGUAUGAGCAGUCCUUCAGCUCCAUCUACUGGACACCUGUAGACAUUCCCUGGUGUUAGUUAUUUGUUUAAUAAAGUUAGCUAUUGACCUUUGAUGUCAUAACUCCAGGUCACAGGAAGUAGGUGUUUCCAGCCUGUGCAGUUUAUCUCACGUGCUUUCAGCUUUCUCCAUUCUAAACAGGCCCUAUGCAGCAUUGUUGUUUUACCCUUUCAUCUUCAAAUACUCAUUAAACAAGUUAACAACUUACACAGUGUGGUGUUUUGAAGAAGGGUUAUCUGCCUGUCAAUCUUACUUCAGACAGUGAGCAGGACAGAACAGUAGACAACACCACGCAUAGCUGAUGCAAUACAGCACACUUAAAGUUCAUUUUCUGCUAAGAUCUUAUAGUAUAUGGCUUGAAAAAUUACAACUGCAACUCUCACACUACACAUCUGAACUCCAUAAAUUCAAGAAGCAGAAAGUACAGACUGUUGCCAUUGACUACCAAAGUAGAAGGGUAUACAGGGGGCUGACUGGGGGGGAAACAGGGGCCCAAUUUGACCCAGCUAAACCCCAGAGGUCCACUCACCGAUUUCAGUUAGACUCAUCCCCCUACACAACCCAUUCCUCUGACAGUGAUACCUCCAGAAGGGGGAGGGGGAGGGGGCGACCUCUCUAUACUCGGACCUUUGACCCUACCCUCUCUAUUAGUGAUUUUGGUUCUCCUUCCACCCCAGAACCCCCCACCACUUUUUUAGGACAACCCACCCCUUCCGGAAACAGGGGCACCCACAUAAGAGAAGGGGUGGGCGGCAACACAAGAGCCACACGGGCACUAAGAUCUCAGAAAAAGUAAUUUUUAAUUUGAGCACACAUACCCUCACUGAAGCAGAAAUGAGCCUCCUGUCCAAAGGUUUGUCCUUUGUACCUUCUAAUACAACACAACCACUAGACAUACUCAUAGAUAUUCACAGCUUCCAACGCACACUGAAACUUAAAGAACACUUUAGGAUCCCCGGACAACAAUCCACUAAGUUAAAAGCUCCGAGUACAUUUGAACCCACGAACACACUUAAGUCCAUAGAGGCAUUCACACGGCUAAUGGUGGAUGAGACAAAGAAAAUAUACCCUCAUUCUGGUUAUUAUCCAAACUUGAAGAGGAGUGAAAGAGAAGCAGUACAUAGCCUAGCCAAUAACCCUAACAUAGUUAUCAGACCAGCAGAUAAGGGUGGUUCUAUCAUGAUUCAAAAAUAUACAGAUUACAGGGCCGAAAUUGUCUGACAACUGACAGAUAUACAUACAUAUCACCAAUUACCUAGAGACCCGACAGUGGAGUUCAAAAAAUAGAUUGACGUUUUUUUACAGAUGGGGCUAACCAUGGGGACAAUAUCUGACGUUACCUUUAAUUAUUGAAGCCAAGAUUUUCCAAUAUGCCCCAUUUUAUACACGCUACCCAAAAUACACGAAAAUAUAACAACACCACCAGGUCGUCCGAUUGUCAGUGCAAGAGGGUCUAUCCUACAACCACUGGCCAUAUUCGUUGACCGUUACUUACAGCCCCUAGUAUAGAAUUCUCCCUCGUACAUUAGGGACUCGGGUGACUUUCUUAACAAAAGUCCACUCCACUCCCCCUGAAUGCCAGUUUGGCCACCAUGCAUGUCUCUUCCCUGUAUACAGUUAUCCCGACAACUGAGGGCCUUAACGUGGUAAGAGAAGCCCUCAUAAGUAACCCGCAGACCACCAACCGAGUUUUUGAUUCAACUUCUACAAUUCUGUUUAACCCUCGAUUACUUUAAGUUUGAAAAAUCAUAUUUCCUCCAGCUGAGUGGCACCAGCAUGGGGUCCAACGUCGCACCCUCAUUUGCUAAUUUAUUUAUGACCUACUACGAACAGACCUACAUCCUUCCGAGGUAUGGAGUUCACAUUCAUAAACUUUUUCGCUUUAUUGACGAUCUGUUUCUGAUAUGGACUGGUACUAUGGGUGAAUUUACACAGAUGGUUGAAGAGCUAAAUACAUUACCUACGACGAUUCGUUUUACAGCUGAACUAGAUGCACAGAAAAUCUCCUUCCUGGAUUUGUCACUCACACUGGCCAACUCUACAUUACACACCACCACAUACCUGAAGGUAACGGAUCGUAAUACUCUAUUGCAUAAUACUUCCUGCCACCCUCCACAUUUAUUGAAGAGUAUUCCCUAUUCACAAAUGGUGAGGAUGGUCAGAAACAACUCACACCCCACACAACUCAAUAGACAACUUGAUGAACUCAUUGACCGGUUCUGUGAGAGAGGCUAUGAUCGCCAUGACCUCCUCACUUGUAAAGACAGGGCGCUGUGCCUGAACCAACAAAUCUUACUCCAAAAGAACACUUCAAACCGCACCAGCUCUAAUGUGGACCAAUUGACAUUCUUAACCACAUAUACACCCGACAAGCAACCAUUUAUACAAUCUAUUUUCAACCACUGGUCUGUAUUAGCAAAAGAUAAAACCUUACCCCCUAGUUUCAGAAUCCCCCCACGUAUUGCAUACAGACGCAGUAAGAGUCUGAGGGAUUUACUAGUCAAAACAGACCCAUCACACUGCUACCAGGCAGAAAAAUCGUCCACCUGGCUACAUACCACCAGACUGGGCUGCUAUAAGUGCCCUUCAUGCACUACUUGUGGGAACCUCAUUACUGGGUCCAGUUUUAACCACCCACAUACAGGCAAGACUAUUCAUAUCAAGCACAGACUGACCUGCACAUCUAAAUUUAUUAUAUACUUUAUUAAAUGUCCUUGUGGUUUAUUCUACAUCGGGAAGACCAUCACUACUUUUCGUGACCGCAUGGCCAAUCAUCGAUCAGCUAUUAGGUUGGCCCUUGACAGUGGAAAAGCAGAUACUCCUCUUGCACAUCAUUUUCUGAAACAUCAACACUCAUUGGCCAGCCUGCGCAGUAUGGUUAUCGACCAUGUCCCACAACCAACACGAGGUGGCAAUCGAGAAAAACUAUUACUUCAAUUGAAACUCUGCUGGAUCCACAGGUUAAAUACAUUGAAUCCGAUGGGUCUUAACGAAUUGGUUUCGUAUUCAUCUUUUUACUUACCUUAAGGGUAUUACUUUACAUUAGGAAUUAAUGCAGUUGAAGGGAACAUUUUCGGACUGUUGGUAGUGUGUCUAAUACCAAUUCCGUUUGGUUGUUAUGAACUUGAUUAUUGAAUAUUGUUAACAUUUUUGGUACCGUGUUUAAUGUCUCUAGGAAAGAAAACAACACCUGCCUUGUGCCUUUUGAUUUUUUAUCCCUGAGGGGACUCAGAAGCAACAAAUGUUGUCCCUUAGGUUUAAUUUUACUUCUACUUUCGUACGUUUUAUGUACUGUGCUUCACUUUGUCACACUGUAUAUACUUUGUCUCACUCUACUUGAGCUGAUUGGGCUAUUGUAUCCAUGCACGGUGAGGUGUUUUGUCCUAUAGUAUCCAUGUUCUUUUCCCCCAUAUCCCUGACCAGGGUGUGUAUAUGACACCGUAUGUAAUAAUGUUCUCAAUAAUAUGUAAGAUAAUAAGAUAAUAAUAUAUCUUUGAAUUGGUUCACAGUUACCUCUUUAAUGUUAUUUUUUAUUUUAUUUUUGGGCAAUGCAGUGCACUAAAACUUGGGAAGGACUUUUCCCCACAGAACCGAUCAGGUGUUCUCCACUCCUAAUUUUAGCAGUCGCAGAUACUGUAAAGGAGGGACUCCUAGUUGACAUCAGCAUACAUUUUGUGGGAUCCAAAACCUGGCAAAUAUAAUUUUGAAUUACUAAAAGUAACCUAAACUCUUGACUCUUGCAGCCGCGGCGCUGUAAACUGAACUACACGGAACCUUCCCCCGUAGGGUUGUAUAACUUUGGACUACGAAGGGUGUCCUAAACUCAGGGCCGGAUUUCUAAACCAGCCGCCCCUAGGCUGCCCCCAGUCGCAAGCCCCCUCCCCCCGAGUGCGCAUGCGCGAACAGGAGGGUUACGUGCGCAUGCGCAAUGUGCGAAGAGCGCGGGGGGGUAGGGUUGCGCGCACGCAUGCGCGGUCGGCCAAAGUUGCAUACGGAGCAGUGGGGAGAAGUCCCCAUUGCUCCGUAUGUGAACAAAAAUUUUAA
Molecule: messenger RNA, 9509 nt
Organism: Xenopus tropicalis (tropical clawed frog)
Lineage: Eukaryota; Metazoa; Chordata; Amphibia; Anura; Pipidae
Exons: 3
Coding region: 1252-3312 (686 amino acids)
Source: RefSeq, a predicted model, not a curated record